AUGCCUAUCGUUCAUAUCGUCUUGUUCGAGUUCAAGCCAACGACCACUCACGCUCAGGUAGAAGAUGUCUGCACUCGAAUGCUAGCAUUGCAAGAAAAGUGCUUGCACCCAAAAACCAACCAGAAAUAUGUCGUUUCGAGCACGGGAGGACGAGACACAAGUCCGGAGGGGCUACAAGGCGGCUUCUCACAUGGAUUCGUCAGCCAGUUUGAGAGCGAGGAGGACCGCAAAUACUACCUGGAGAAGGACCCCGCACAUCUGGAAUUUGUGGCGAGCCUGAAGGAUGUGAUUCAGAAUGUCAGAGUGGUGGACUUUGAGCCGGGAAAGUUCUAG
Messenger RNA from Sphaerulina musiva SO2202, 333 nucleotides. Its product is annotated as dabb-domain-containing protein. The transcript is spliced from 4 exons. Bases 1 to 333 code for a protein of 110 amino acids. The record is from RefSeq and is a predicted model, not a curated record. Lineage: Eukaryota; Fungi; Ascomycota; Dothideomycetes; Mycosphaerellales; Mycosphaerellaceae.